CAUGACAUUGCGAGUCAUAUUAAUUUGCUGCUGGAGGGGUCCGGGGCCGUUGGGAGGUACUGGUGGUUCCGAUAUAAGUUGAUGAGGCCAUGUCGCGGCGUCGGGGCUCGUCGGGCGGCGACGUGCCCGACCAGACCGACGUGUUCCUGAAGCGAGAGCCGCCGCUCUCGCCGCCCUCACAGGCGCCCUUCUCGCGCUGCUCCUCCAACGGCUCGCUGACGGCUGCCGGUUCGUCCCACUCCGCGCCUGGUACCGACGACGAGGACAGCGACGGCCGCUCGCACACGCAGACGUACAAGGAGCGGCGGCGCGAGGCGCACACCUUCGCCGAGCAGAAGCGCCGCGACGCGAUCAAGAAGGGCUACGACAUGUUACAGGAGCUGGUACCCACGUGCCACGCACAGGAGGGCGGCUCCGGCGCGCCCUACAAGAUGAGCAAGGCAGCCGUGCUGCAAAAGUCAAUCGAGUACACGCAGUACCUGCUGCAGCAGAAGCGGCGCCAGGAGGAAGAGCUGGCCAGUCUGCGCAAAGAGGCAGUGGCACUACAGAUCCUCAAGGCCAACUACGACCAGGUGGUAAAAGCGCACCAGAACCGGCCGGGGCCGCAGGACGCCCAGGUCUCGGACGAGGUCAAGUUCCAGGUGUUCCGCGCCGUCAUCGACAGCCUCUUCCAGUCGUUCGAGGCCAGCGUGUCGACCAGCAGCUUCGCCGAGCUCUCUGGCUCCAUGAUCGCCUGGAUGGAGGAAGACGUGAAGCCGCAGGUGCUGCGUGACACGUGCAUUCACGUGCUCAGACAGAUCAAGCCGAACCUCUAGCGGACGGACGGCACGUACCCGUGCCGGCGGGUGGAACUCGGAGCGUGCUGCGGGGUUGGUGACGCAGUGUUCCCGUGCUCAGUGCGUGUCUCGAGGGGCAAGGAAGUCGUCGCCUUAUUCACUGUGGGGCCGGGGAUCCGCCGACUUCAUCACUGUGCAUGUGGGUGCUGAUGUAUUCUUGGGGGUCGCGUUUUUGCUUUCGUUGGUCGUCAGACUUACCACGAGGGUAAUUUUCAGUGCAAUUUGUCGAGCGGACGGGGCAGAACCGCUGCCACCUGGUAGAAGCGCGCAUAGUGCUACUUACGAGACAUGGGUUGAGCGCGGCGUGGAGCCGGCCGGAUAAACUUACCAGCGGGCUGUGGCCGAGAGGCUUCGAGGUGAAUGACCUUGUGAUUGGCCCUAUCAUCAGGGCCAGAAAUACAUAAUGUUUUAGGACGCAACUAGCAGAGGCAAUGACGGGUUUGGUUGCUCCGUUUUGUGGUGCAUAACAUUGUGCCCCUAUUUUAUUGCACGCGUGUGAUUGUACUGCCCGCCUGUAUCAUAUUCAGCUGUCAGUCCAGUUCACCAAUACAGGUUGGAUGGAAUACGCUGCCCAUGGUCCUCAAGAGAACAGCCCAUUUUUAUGAGACUUCCACCCGAGCAUGGCUCAUGCGUCAGCUGAAAGUGUUCCGUUGAAUUGCUGCGGGUUAUGGCCGAUGGUGAUCUAGUGGUGCCGGCGUUACCUUUGUCCAGAUUUGCCCGCACUGUAUGCAUGACACAUGGCGACUAUAUGGCAUGUGACUAUGGCGCAUGGUGAGUAUAUGGCAUGUGGUGACUAUCUGGCAUGCGGUGACUAUAUGGAAUGUGUGGACUAUGUGGCAUGUGGCGACUAGAUGGCACGUGGUGAUUGGCACAUGGCGCCGCAGGUGCGCAGAGCGCCGUUGAUUGAGUGAAUCACGUUCUUUCAGAAGCUGGACAAAUUGAUUCUGUCUGAAUCGAACCGUAGCAGUGAGGCUGGACUGGAACAAUUCACUGUAACUGGUGAUUGCGAACGCCUGCGCUUGUAACCUUAUUCACUUGUUUUCUAGCCACGCAUUUCAUACUCAGUCGGCCGCUUCCUGUCACGACUCUGAGUUGUCGGAUGGGGCCUUUCGCUCGUCGGCAUCAUCAUGCGGUGGUUAAGCGAGAAAUUCCGAUAACUACGUUGUUUCUAAUGUGGUAUUCAACGUUUACGAACGUUUCUUUGAAACUGCGACUCGUUGAUAAGGCCACUCGUUUCAGCCAUAAAAGAGACAGAAUAAAAUCGUUACAAUG
Pollicipes pollicipes is the source of this 2108-nucleotide messenger RNA. Its product is annotated as max-like protein X. The record is from RefSeq and is a predicted model, not a curated record. The coding region runs from base 90 to 815 and encodes 241 amino acids. Lineage: Eukaryota; Metazoa; Arthropoda; Thecostraca; Pollicipedomorpha; Pollicipedidae. Gene Ontology annotation, cellular component: nucleus. Gene Ontology annotation, molecular function: RNA polymerase II cis-regulatory region sequence-specific DNA binding; protein dimerization activity; DNA-binding transcription factor activity, RNA polymerase II-specific. Gene Ontology annotation, biological process: regulation of transcription by RNA polymerase II. The transcript has 2 exons.